AUGCAAAUGACAACAACUAGAAUUUUAAAGAAACAAUUAAGAAAGCAAAUCAAGUCGAUAUUGAAAUCAAUUACUCAAGAUUCAUUAACUCAACAAUCUCAAUUAAUUCAUGAAAACUUGUUGAGUCAUAGUAAUUUUCAAAAUGCUAAAUCAGUAGCCGUUUAUAUGAACAUGCCUGAUCUGGAGGUUCAAACCAUAGAAGUAAUUAAAUUAUGUUUUGAAUUAGGUAAAAAUGUAUAUUUGCCACGUUGUAAUUAUACACAAAUCCCUGGUAGGAAGUUAAAUUAUAUGUCAAUGUUAAAAAUGCCUGAUUUCCAAUCAGUUUUGAACCUUAAACCGCAAGGUAAAUAUCAAUUAUUGGAACCAACAGAAGGUGAAGACGUUAUGGAUACUGGUGACUUGGAUCUAAUUAUUGUACCUGGGGUAUCAUUUGAUAAAACUAAAAAUAGAAUGGGUCAUGGGGCUGGAUUUUAUGAUGAAUUUAUUACUACAUUCAAUGAAAAAUUUAAUAGAAGGCCAUACUUAUUAGCUCUUGCGUUACAAGAACAAAUUAUCGAUGAGAAAAUACCUACAGAAACACAUGAUUGGAAGUUAGAUUCUAUAGUAACUCCGUUGAACACCAUCUAUUAA
Candida tropicalis MYA-3404 is the source of this 630-nucleotide messenger RNA. RefSeq names its product 5-formyltetrahydrofolate cyclo-ligase. The record is from RefSeq and is a predicted model, not a curated record. Bases 1 to 630 code for a protein of 209 amino acids. Gene Ontology annotation, molecular function: 5-formyltetrahydrofolate cyclo-ligase activity. Lineage: Eukaryota; Fungi; Ascomycota; Pichiomycetes; Serinales; Debaryomycetaceae. Gene Ontology annotation, cellular component: mitochondrion. The transcript has a single exon. Gene Ontology annotation, biological process: folic acid-containing compound biosynthetic process; tetrahydrofolate interconversion.